Molecule: messenger RNA, 2151 nt
Organism: Lathyrus sativus (Indian pea)
Lineage: Eukaryota; Viridiplantae; Streptophyta; Magnoliopsida; Fabales; Fabaceae
Source: the annotation of a GenBank genome assembly
AUGCAAGAGACGCUGUUAAAUGUUUCAGAGGUGCAACAGCUUCAAGACACUAAUGCCAAGAAGAACAAAUCAGAUGAGAUGGAAGUGGUUGUAGUUGCAACAUCGUGCCGUCGACCACCGCGGACACGGCGCGUGUCACCGACGACGGUGGAGAGAGAGCUUCCUAACGGUGAUGUGUACAGUGGAAGCUUAUCCGGCAAUACGCCGCACGGGAAAGGGAAAUAUGUUUGGUGUGAUGGAUGUAUGUAUGAAGGAGAAUGGAAGAAGGGAAAAGCGUGGGGGAAAGGGAGGUUUUCGUGGCCUUCAGGAGCGACUUAUGAAGGUGAUUUUGUUUCUGGUAGAAUGGAAGGUUCUGGAACUUUUGUUGGUGUAGAAGGUGAUACGUAUAGAGGUAGUUGGAUUUCGGAUCGGAAACAUGGAUUUGGUGAGAAAUGUUAUGCGAAUGGGGAUGUGUAUGAAGGGUGGUGGAGGUUCAAUUUACAAGAUGGGGAAGGGAAGUAUAUGUGGAAGAACGGGAAUGAGUAUGUUGGUGAGUGGAAAUGUGGAGCUAUAUCGGGGAAUGGGAUGUUGAUGUGGAAGAAUGGAAACCGUUAUCAAGGUUGUUGGGAUAAUGGAGUGCCGAAGGGGAAAGGUGUGUUCACGUGGCGUGAUGGGAGUGUUUCGGCUGGGAACUGGGGGAAUGAUGAAGGGAGGAAUGUGAAUAAGAGGGUUUCUGUUUCUGUGUCUGUGGAUGGUUCUAAGAGUGUGGUUUUUCCGAGGAUUUGUAUUUGGGAACUUGAUGGGGAAGCUGGUGAUAUUACUUGUGAUAUUGUUGAUAAUGUGGAAGCGUGUAUGUUUUAUAGAGAUGGAAGUGAGUCGGAGAAUGGUGGUGGAGAUGCAGGGUAUGGAUAUGGACCCUCGCCAAUGUUGCAGAAGAGUCCUUGUUAUUUGCAAGAUGGGGAUGUUAAGAAACCUGGUUUUACUGUUUCUAAGGGGCAUAAGAGCUAUGAUUUGAUCCUUAAUCUUCAACUGGGUAUUAGAUAUUGUGUUGGGAAACAUGCUUCGGUGCCUCGAGAGCUUAGGUCGGGAGAUUUUGAACCAAAGGAGAAGUUUUGGACGAGGUUCCCUCCGGAAGGCUCUAAGUUUACUCCUCCGCAUCAAUCGGUGGACUUCAGGUGGAAAGACUACUGUCCAGUGGUGUUCAGGCAUCUGAGGGAAUUAUUUGCUAUAGAUCCGGCCGAUUACAUGCUCGCAAUUUGUGGCAAUGAUACACUGAGGGAAAUGUCUUCACCUGGCAAAAGUGGAAGCUCCUUUUACCUUACUCAAGAUGACCGUUUUAUUAUCAAGACCUUGAAGAAGUCUGAAGUCAAGGUGCUGAUCAAGAUGCUUCCCAGUUAUUAUCAGCAUGUUUCUCAGUACAAGAACUCGCUGGUUACAAAGUUCCUGGGAGUUCAUUGUGUCAAACCUAUUGGAGGUCAAAAGACUCGGUUUAUUGUUAUGGGAAAUGUGUUUUGUUCGGAGUAUCGGAUUCAUAAGCGGUUUGACCUUAAAGGUUCUUCUCAUGGCCGUACAACUGAUAAACCCCGUAAGGAGAUUGAUGAGACUACUACUCUUAAAGACCUUGAUCUUAGUUUUAUCUUUCGCCUGGAGCAAUCUUGGUUUCAAGAGCUUAAAUGGCAACUUGAUAAAGACUGUGAGUUCCUGGAAGCAGAGGGAAUAAUGGACUACAGUUUUCUCAUUGGCCUUCAUUUUCGUGAUGAUUACUUAACCGAUGAAAUGAAAAAUUCACCUAAUGAAUUGAGUCCAGGCAAGAGAGACAUACAAAAUGAUGACAUGCAGGACAUGAGGUGGAUACCCAUAGGCCGGGGACCUCUAAUCCGGCUGGGAAUAAACAUGCCAGCAAGAGCUGAGAGAGUGUGUAAAGCUGGAUUGGAUCAGCAGCACACUGCAAGUAGCAAAUUUACCUCUUCAAAGAGUAGUGAUGAGAUCUCUGAUGUAAUCCUAUAUUUUGGCAUCAUUGACAUUCUUCAAGACUAUGAUAUUAGCAAAAAGCUAGAGCAUGCAUACAAGUCACUACAAGUGGACCCCGCGUCCAUCUCAGCCGUUGAUCCCAAGCUAUAUUCCAAAAGGUUUAGGGAUUUCAUACACAGAAUCUUUGUAGAGGACAAAUGA